This is a messenger RNA of Mugil cephalus (flathead mullet), 1465 nucleotides long. It is a transcript of the gene tex264a, whose product is annotated as testis expressed 264, ER-phagy receptor a. NCBI's taxonomy places the organism in Eukaryota, Metazoa, Chordata, Actinopteri, Mugiliformes, Mugilidae. Gene Ontology annotation, biological process: reticulophagy; protein-DNA covalent cross-linking repair. The record is from RefSeq and is a predicted model, not a curated record. Bases 244 to 1263 code for a protein of 339 amino acids. Gene Ontology annotation, cellular component: endoplasmic reticulum membrane; autophagosome membrane; replication fork. The transcript has 4 exons.
GCGUGUAGCACUGUUUGGGGAAAUACCAUAAACAAACAGGCUUUUCAGUGCACUCCAGCUAGUGGGUCUGCCUGUCCUUUUAGGUUAUUACAGCUGUAGAAACACAUUUAACCCUGUCUGUCCUGCAGCCACGUCUGUCGCGUUAUCGUUCGGCCCCUCAGGACCACACACCCGGAGGAGGACGUUUAGCUUUGACAGGUUUUUGCAAAAUUGACUGCAGUCGAGCGGCAUUGACAGGAGACCAUGUCCGAUUUAAUUCUGCUGCUCCUGAUCAUUGUCACCCUGGUGUGUCUCACUGCAACAGUGGGGGUCUUAGUGGUGUACUCUGGUCUCCUGUCAGACGUGGUCAUUAAGACCGGGCCACCUCCGAUCAAGAGCGUUACCAUUGCUUAUAAGUUCAAAGAGGGCUCGUACAAGGACUGCGGGGCAGCCUACACAGAGAGCAGCAGCAUCGGACCCCUGCUGAGCUCCAUCGGUGUCUUCUACGAUGACCCCAAACAGAGGCCAGUGGAGAAGUGUCGCUACUUGGUGGGCAGUAUCCUGUGCGAGGGCGAAAAGAAGCCGAAAGAAAAGCUGACAAAGCUGUAUGAGAAGUUUGGGUACAAGGUGUUUUCGUUGCCAGAAGUGAGCCAUGCGGUGACUGCCAGCUUCCCUUGCACCACCCCUCUGUCCCACGUGCUGGGACCUUACAGGGUCUACCCAAAACUCGCCUCCUACAUCGAGGAGAGGAAGCUUAGUGCAUUCCCAACCAUUGAGAUCAAUAGCCCUGAUGUCAUCAACUAUAUGGUCCCGCUGUCCCGUCAAACAGACUUCUUUGUACCAGAGAUGAAAGAGGAGGUCACGAACGAUGUGAAAGAAGAGGACUCCGAUGAGGACAGAGGAACUGACAUUACAGGCGCAGAUUCGCACAGUGACGUGAGCUCGGUGAGCGGCGGCGUGCCCUGGGACAGCAGAGAGACGUCCCUGGCAGCGUCCACGGCCGCCUCCCUGGCCUCCUCCCUGCCCCUCAGGGACGUGAUGGAUGCAAACGAAGACAUUAAGCACAGGGACCACAGUGACAGAGGCUCAGACGAGUCCAUAGGCAGUGGCUCGUCAUUCGAGGAGCUUGACAUGGACCAAGAGGAGCAGCAGGAGGGAGAAGAGCUCGAGGAGAAGGACGAUGGGGAAGAGAACAGCGUCCCUGAGGGCGAGGAUGGAGCUGGAGAGUCGGUUGAAUUGGUGGCUGAGAAGAAAGGGUCCUCGGGGGAUGGAGAGGAGGAGUGAGGAUGCUGGAGAGAUAAGGGAUGUAGCCACGUAACGCUGACUUGCUAGAGAGCCUCUCAGCUGUGUUGUUGCUGGUUAUCUGUCAUGUAAUCUUGUUGGUGGAUCUAAACCUGGUCAUGCCAUGACCAAUUUGCCGUAUUUCUGCGCCUUCUUAAUCUCUUAUUAAAGCCUUUUUUUUUUUUGGUUGUUUUUUUUUUUUAAA